Lactuca virosa is the source of this 786-nucleotide messenger RNA. Lineage: Eukaryota; Viridiplantae; Streptophyta; Magnoliopsida; Asterales; Asteraceae. The record is from the annotation of a GenBank genome assembly.
AUGGGUCCAAGUAGUGGCGGCCUUUACUUCUUCCACCUUCCGCAGUUGCAGUCUACCUCGUCUAAAGUUGCUUUCUCCGCUACUCGUGCUUCUUCCGUCACUUGGCAUCAACGACUUGGACAUCCCCAUCCGCAGCUGUUGAAGUCAAUGAUUUCUAGAUAUAGUUUACCUUUAUCAAACAAUUUUGUCAAUUCACCUUGUGAUUCUUGUUCUAUUGGAAAAUCUUCAAAACUUCAUCUAUCAUCUUCUAAUUAUAAAAGUUCUCAUAUUUUAGAUUUACUCUUUUGUGAUGUUUGGGGACCAGCCCCUGUUACUUCUUUUGAAGACCAUCGAUAUUUCUUACUAUGUGUUGAUCAUUUUUCUAGUUUUAUGUGGAUUUUUCCCUUAAAAUCCAAAUCUGAUGUCUUUAGUACUUUCCAACAGUUUCUUCUUACAGUAGAACGACAAUUUCAAACCAAACUAAAAUCUCUUCAAACUGAUUGGGGAGGUGAAUUUCGAAACCUCUCUAAGUUUUUCUCAUCUCUCGGCAUUACUCAUCGCUUGUCUUGUCCUCACACGAGUGAACAGAAUGGCGUUGUUGAGCGUCGUCACCGUCAUGUGGUCGAAACCGGCCUCACUCUUCUUGCUCAAUCCGGUGUUCCACAACGGUUUUGGCAUUAUGCUUUUGACACAGCCGUCUAUCUCAUAAAUCGUAUGCCUUCUAGAACCAACUCCAAUAUCUCACCUUUCGAACAUGUUUUCAAACACAAACCUGAUUUUUCCUUUCUUCGUGUGUUUGGUUGUUGA